Messenger RNA from Phlebotomus argentipes, 1520 nucleotides. It is a transcript of the gene Tmhs, whose product is annotated as LHFPL tetraspan subfamily member 3 protein. The record is from RefSeq and is a predicted model, not a curated record. Lineage: Eukaryota; Metazoa; Arthropoda; Insecta; Diptera; Psychodidae. The coding region runs from base 493 to 1347 and encodes 284 amino acids. The transcript has 6 exons. Gene Ontology annotation, biological process: sensory perception of sound. Gene Ontology annotation, cellular component: plasma membrane.
UCGCCAGGUAAGUUGGAAAUGCCAUCAUCGCCGUGUGGCCCUGUUGGUGAGGCUCGAGUUCAGUUGUGCGCCACAUAAUGCUCGGUUAAGUUGGCCAGGUCGUCUCUGUCAUCCACUUCCUCCCCGGUCAGUUGCUGCGCUGCCCUCAGAUUAAGUGGUAAUUGUGCCCGAAGAGCGGUGGAAAAGAAGGAGGAAGUCGCCUGGUUUGCUUUCGGUGGUGAUCUCAGUGGUUCCGGGAUUGAUUCCAGCAAACGCAGACAAAUUGAAAUCUCUCUGGCGGAGCUCUUUAAGACAUUCUGUUUCUCGACUGUGGCAUGCUUGAACGAUAAGAUCUCCGCAGUGAGCUGAUGACGCAGAGCGGAUACUGAACUCUCUGGGAUCUCUGCUGGUGCAGCUGAAUUUAACAAGGAGAGCCAAUUCAGCUCUUCUGCACGGCGGUGGUGAAAUUAACGCGAAGAAGAGAGCGAGAGACGCAGAGUGUCAAGUGCUAAGAUGGGAACCAAAAUUGAAUAUGUGGACUCAAGUCACAUGUACGCAACCAACUACAUCAGGAAUUCCAAAGCCAUCGCCGUUCUCUGGGCGAUUUUCACAAUUUGCUACGCCAUCAUCAGCGUUGUGGCCUUUGUGACGCCAGAAUGGGUCGGUGAUCUCGAUGGUGACAACUCUGGACGGCUGGGCUUGUGGCAAGUGUGCCAGAAGGACGAAAUCGCGGAGAACUGCCAAGGACAGCUGGACGAUGUGAUGUCGCUGCCGUCACUCGCCUUUCAGGUGGCAACGAUCUUCGUGGGACUGUCCGUGUUGACCUCAUUGCUGACCAUCUGCUCGCUCAUCCUCAUGUUCUUCAUGCGCUCCACGACGGUCUUUCACAUCUGUGGAUGGAUGCAAAUGCUAUCAGCCAUUUGCAUGAUCAUCGGCUGCCUGGCUUAUCCUUUUGGCUGGAACUCAGAUGACUUCCGGAAGGUCUGCGGCCCCGAGUCGAAUCGCUUCGAGCCGGGCCUGUGCGGCAUCCGGUGGGCCUAUCCGCUGGCCAUCAUCGGCUGCGUGGACGGCAUCAUCCUGGCCACUCUCGCCUUCAUCCUCGCCACGCGCCACGUUCGCCUGCAGCCGGAGCCCAUGUACCAGAGUUCAAUGUACAAAGGCGAAAUCAACAAUGCCUAUCUGACAGAUGUCGCCAGCAUCGCGGGCUCUCGGAAGUCUCUUAAUCUGCAGCCGGUGCUGCUGGUGGCGCCGCCACACCACAUGGGCGGCCAACACGGUGACGACACCAUCUCGCAGUUCUCGAGUCGCACGCCGAGCCGAUACAACCGACCCGAGUUCCACAAUUCCAUGCAUCAGUUCCAACUCUAGACGCGCUCCGUGUGGAACGUGUGGAAAGCGCGCCGCGGGUUUACAAUGCGCCAUGGAUGCGCCGGCGGGCGCUCUUCGGGAGAAUAAACAGUGUAAAAAGUAUUUAAUGGUAGCGAAAAUAGCGGUGAAAUCUAAUUACGAUUCUUCUAAAAGUAUUCUUGUAAGUUGAAAUA